AUGGCGGACAUGGCGGGCCUUUUGCCCACUAUAAAAUGCUCUAAUUGCAAUGCUGAAGUUGAGAUAUCUGCGAUGGCGGAGCAUGUCUGUGUUCAGGUGCCACAGGCUUCGCCUGUCUCGCCGCCUCCAGAUCCUGAGGAUCCAAUUCCCUACGCGCCCCGGUCUCCAGAUGCUGGACCUGUGCAGGGGACUGCUUCACCGAAAGCCUCGAGAUCAGGUUUACCCCGAAUUGACCCUUCAGUAGCGAACCGGCCUUUCUUACGCCCGGAUCCACUUACUCCCGCCAGCAGCAGUUCAAGAUACAGUCCAUUCUCAGCGGGAAAUAAAUCACCCUUGCGCAGGCCAGAACGAACCGUGACCUCUCCGCUGCCGAGACCUCCUUCGCCGGAAGUCCUCAAUCUGGAUUGCGCAUUUCCGCCCUUUCCACUACCUUCCAAGUCUAGAACUCUACCGCAGCCGAAGAUGGCAUCGCCUGUUGCGUCUAAACAAGAGACAAACUCAAGUGAUAGAGGGGAAGGCUCUGUUGGCACCAGAGGCAGCUCUCAGACGUUUUCAUCGACUCCUGGUGAUCCAAUCUCUCGGCCAUCGACUUCAAAUUCCAGUAGACGUCCUUCCGUGAGCAGUGUUUCACGGGGAGCGCGCGGCUUUAUGGAUGAUGAAGCGCCUCCAAUGCCCUCUGGUCUUCCGACUGGCUUCACAUAUGAAUCUCCAUCCGUCCCCGGAAACGAGCAGAAACGAGCAGGAUAUGGCGGUCCAGAUUCGGAGAUCACCGAAGAGCCUCAAAGCUACGAUAAUGAGUAUAGAAGUAGUUCCGCGGGCCCAUCUCUGGCACUGCACCGAACCAGAACCUUGCCCGUUACCCAGGACGGAAGAUACAAUUCCGAUUCACUUAACGAACUUCCCCAGAAACCAUCUGGAGCAUCUGAUGCAUCCCAGCUAAGACGGCCGACCAUCUCCGAGAGAGAUGUGCUUCCUAUCCCAGAAAAUAAGGAAUACCGAUCUUUUGGUUCCUAUGCGACUUCAUCGACUGGCUCGUCGCCUUCGGAAACUACAAGUCAAAGCUCCUUCUCCAGCGCGCCGUCGGUAUCCUCUAGAUCAUCGAGACGGAAGCCUUCUGAUCUCAGCAAGCUGGACAUGGUUCUCAAAGAACUACAGCCUUUCCAAGAGAACAAGCAAGAAGCUUCCUACAAUGUUGAUACAACUGUCCUCAGUGAGGAUUCAGUCCUGGCGCCUCCCAAGAUUGGCGAAAGCUUCUAUAUGCCUGACUCCCCCACGGAUCCUGCUAUGGAGCAAGGUGGAUUGUCUUUUAUGUCCAAUAAUCUCCAUAAGCAUGACAAUGCUCCUGCAGUUCCCCGUCCAUCGAUGACGAGGUCAGCCACAGAGCCUCUGGCACGACGACCAGUGGCACCAAGGAAGCGUUGUCGUGGAUGUGACCAGAUCAUUACAGGGAAAUCUGUGUCCUCUGCUGAUGGAAGACUUACCGGUCGGUAUCACAAGACAUGUUUUGUCUGUUAUACCUGUCGUGCACCAUUCCAAACAGCCGACUUUUACGUCCUAGACGACCACCCAUAUUGCGCUCAGCACUAUCAUGAGUUGAAUGGCUCUUUGUGUGCGACCUGCAAUACUGGGAUCGAGGGACAAUAUCUAGAAACUAACGAAAGAGCGGGUAGGGGCUCAAGUGACCGCCCCAAGUUCCAUCCUGAUUGCCUGAAGUGUCGGACAUGUCGAAUUGUCCUCAGAGGAGAAUACUUUGAAUGGAACGGCCACGUUUAUUGUGAGCGCGAUGCUAGGAGAGCCGCAGCAUCUACACCUUUACCGGGACGCAGACGACCAACAAUGCCAUCGUCUCCUCUUGCGCAGUCUUAUGGCCCUCCCCCUGGCCCUUCGUCCAGAGGCCCACGGCUUCGCCCUGAGCCGAGGGACUAUCUAGGAGCACCUGGUGGUGCCCGUCGAUUCCCCGAACGAAGGACAACUAAAUUGAUGGUAAUAUGA
This is a messenger RNA of Paecilomyces variotii, 1992 nucleotides long. RefSeq lists its product as hypothetical. The transcript is spliced from 3 exons. Bases 1 to 1992 code for a protein of 663 amino acids. NCBI's taxonomy places the organism in Eukaryota, Fungi, Ascomycota, Eurotiomycetes, Eurotiales, Thermoascaceae. Gene Ontology annotation, cellular component: Z disc; nucleus. The record is from RefSeq and is a predicted model, not a curated record. Gene Ontology annotation, molecular function: transcription coregulator activity.